Branchiostoma floridae (Florida lancelet) is the source of this 826-nucleotide messenger RNA. RefSeq names its product COMM domain-containing protein 8-like. Bases 34 to 618 code for a protein of 194 amino acids. Lineage: Eukaryota; Metazoa; Chordata; Leptocardii; Amphioxiformes; Branchiostomatidae. The record is from RefSeq and is a predicted model, not a curated record. The transcript has 5 exons.
UCUCCAUUCAUCUCACUCCAUACCUGAAGACGCAUGCGCACUGGUGUUCCGGUCAAAGGUCGGGGCAUGAUGGCGGCGGAACUUCGGCAGGACCUGCUGGGGAGAGUGGACGGGGAGGGGUUUGAGACGCUUCUCCAUGAGAUAGUUGACUGGGUGUGCCGAGGUGCGGCCCCGUCCUACCAGCCCUACAGCCAGACCUGGGACCUGGACUCCUGGUGGCACGUCCUCAACUCAACCAAGUCGUUCCUGCUCCUGGCGGUCAAGGAAAACCUCUCCAAGGAUGGGGUGCUGGAACACCUGACAGGUUUAGACUCCGACCACCAGCAGUGCUUCCUGCAGGUCAUCACAAGUAGGAAAGAGGACAUCAGACUGGCACUGAUUUCGGCUACAGCAGCCAUCUCACAGGGGGCCUUGGAAGAUUUGGAUUGGCAAGUCAAGCUGGUGUUGUCAAGCGAUAAGAUUUCAUCAGUACAGAAGCCUGUGUUAGGCUUGGACCUGGCUGUGAACAAAGAGGGUCAGAGAGAGACCCUCAGUCUGGAGCUGUCACAGGAGGAAGUAGCUAGUCUUGUUACACAACUAGAGGCAGCAAAUAAGGUGGUCACACAGAUGAAGACAUAAUUGAUUAGACAACAGGCUGAAGAAAGCGCAACAUUAUAUCUUAAGUCUUUUAUAUAUAAUGAAGAUGAUGACCAUAAAGAAAUGAGUAAACUAUCUAAUGUAUAAUUUGCUAUACUUGCACAUAUUGUUGUCCAUUUGUGAUCCCACAGUUGCCUACACAUUGUAUUGUCAUUUACAACAGAUGGCAAAUAAAAGUAAAAAGUGGUGA